AUGGUUCUUGUCCUCGUUGUUUUGUUGGCAUUUACCGCCACAAAGCAAGCUAUACCAAUAGGAAAUUUGAGCCCCAUCAACAAUAUCAAUGAUCCAAAGGUGAUUGAUGUUGCCAAUUUUGCUGUUAAGGAGUACAACAACAGAAGGCGUAAACCUGAGGAGAAAUUGAGACUUUGGAAGGUCAUCAAGGGUGAAUCCCAAAUCGUGGCUGAUGGGGUUAACUAUCGCCUCACCCUUUCUGCCACCAAAGUUUAUACUUCAAACACUUAUGAAGCUAUUGUUUUAGAAUGGUCGUUGCAACACUUAAGAAACCUCACUUCCUUUAAACUUAUUCAAGCUUAA
Molecule: messenger RNA, 342 nt
Organism: Medicago truncatula (barrel medic)
Lineage: Eukaryota; Viridiplantae; Streptophyta; Magnoliopsida; Fabales; Fabaceae
Product: cysteine proteinase inhibitor 1
Exons: 1
Coding region: 1-342 (113 amino acids)
Molecular function (GO): cysteine-type endopeptidase inhibitor activity
Source: RefSeq, a predicted model, not a curated record